Molecule: messenger RNA, 1306 nt
Organism: Durio zibethinus
Lineage: Eukaryota; Viridiplantae; Streptophyta; Magnoliopsida; Malvales; Malvaceae
Source: RefSeq, a predicted model, not a curated record
CAUUAUACUCAUUCAUAAAAUAACAAAAGAAAAAAAAAAAAAAAACAGAAUAAAUCUCUAAACGUUUCUUGGUUCAGCAAUUAAUCGUUUAAUUUGAUUAAUUUGAUUUGAAAUUCGAUCAUUCAAUUCUGACCGUUGAUUUCAUCGGUUCUCUUUUCAAUCGUUGGUUUUUUUUUUUUUUUAUCGUCGUGAUGGAAGUCCGGCCCAAUCAAACGGUGGACAAUUCGUCGACAUCCGGGCGACAGCAUCACAGCCAUGCGGCCGCCGCUGCAUCUAAACAACCUGUUUCCGCUACCAACGCUGUGGACACCACUUCCGUUACUCAAAGGCUUCAAAAGGAGCUGAUGGCUCUCAUGAUGAGUGGAGGAGAUCUUGGAGUGUCUGCUUUUCCUGAAGGGGAAAGCAUUUUUACAUGGAUUGGCACAAUUGAGGGUGGAAAGGGAACUAUGUAUGAGGGUUUAUCGUACAAACUUUCCUUGCAUUUCCCAUUGGACUAUCCUUUCAAGCCACCUCAAGUAAAGUUUGAGACAAUGUGCUUUCAUCCCAAUAUCGAUCAGUUUGGCAAUAUUUGCCUUGACAUUCUUCAGGAUAAGUGGUCUUCUGCUUAUGAUUGUCGAACCAUUCUUUUGUCAGUUCAAAGUCUACUAGGAGAGCCAAAUCCAGAGAGUCCUCUCAACACCUAUGCGGCGGCACUGUGGAACAAUAAGGAAGAUUACAGAAAAAUGGUCCAAGAACAGUAUUAUGGUGGAAAAGCAUUUGAGAGCUGAUAUGCACAAUCCAUUCUUUCAUUACAUAUCAGCCAGCAUGUCUUUUCCUGACUGAAUUUCUUGGUAAAGCUCCAAGGAAAGAGCAGAUAAUUCAGAAUUUAAUAGCAGUGGCCUCAAUCAAGGUAUAUUCCAAUGGUAAUCCGUAUCGAUUUUAUGUCUUGUUACGAAAGAAACACAGGAACUUUGAAUAAAUCUGUCAUCAAUAAGUUGCUUGCUACAUCUCUCUGGUAAUUGCAAAAUUGCAAAAUAAAGUCCUAUAGAAGUUGUAAAUUUGUUGAGUCAAUUGAAAAAAGGGGUUUCAUAUUUUUCCUGUUUGAUUGAAAUUGUAAUUCAAUAAAUCCUUGUGGAGUUUAACCAAAUGAAAAAUUGAUGCAUUGCCUUAAAAAGGAUUGAUGCAUUGCCUUAAAAAGGGGCUUUUUCUUCUUUGGAUGCUUAAUUCCUCAAACCAUGAUCGAUGUAUGUAGAUAUGUGCGUUAUACUGUAAUAUACAUUAUAUUGCAUUCUGAGCAAAAGAAAUAUUAUAUCUGAUAUAUCUGAUA